UGCGAAGACAACUUUGCAGCUUGCGCUCGGUCUCCCGGGUGGCUUGCCCUCCUGGAGCCCUCCUGAGCUCGGUUGAAGUGUUCUUCCUCCUCCACGCGGCCCCUCCGAGUCCAUCAGCCUCCUCCCCUGUUGGAUCUCUUCUCCCCCCACUCUCUCUCUCUCUCCAGUGCUUGUUGGUUUACUUCUUCUUGACUGUGCUUGCCGCAGCACCUUUCCUCAUCCGCUCCGACCACUCACCCCUAUCCCUCACUCAUCAUCGAUCGUCACUCAUACAUACUCACCACUCAACCACCUCGAUCAGCCACUUCAUCUCACCUUAAUCAUCUCUUGACCAGAUAACUCCUCUCAUCUCGAUCGACCAGAACCACACUCAAACCGACAUAACCCUCACUUUUGAAGGAUCUGAUCAUGUCCGACUCGGCCGGUCUGGAAGAACCACGUCUCAGAAGUCCAUCUCCCGGUAGAGGUGGAAGAUUUGAUGAUGGUGGUCGACGCUCCCCUCCUCCACCCGGAGACAGGUGGAAUGGUGGAAAUGGUCCACCUGGAUCAAAUUCACGUGGAAGAUCUGUUGAAUUUGGUAGGAAACGACGGAGGGAUGAGUCUCCCCCCAGUCGAGAUCGGUAUAUCCCCAAUUACGAACGUGAGCCAUACAGAGAACGAGACAGACGAGAUUAUCCUUACCCUAUCCUUGACCAUGAUCGUCCAGUUCGCCAUGGCCCAAACCCCGAAGUCUUCGAUGACCCCUAUCGGCGUAGUGGAAAUGCUUAUCGUGACGACAUGUUUACGUAUUCGCCCGAUCGCGGUCUAUCAGGUCGUGGGGGACCCAAUCACUCUCGUUCCCAUCUAACACCACCUUCCGAGCUCCCCCACCUUGUCUCGUUUCGGUAUUUUGCUGAUUUCAUGCGCUCAACCUCCCCACACAUUGCCGAAGACAAAGAGAAACUUGCCGAGCAAUGGAAACGGUACCGUCAAGAUCAUACACGAAAACAACUUGUUGCCUUCUUUGAGGAAAAUAAAUCGAAAGCUUGGUUCCGUGAGAAGUAUCAACCUGGUCCCGAGUUUGAAGAACUUCGACAGCGAUUGAAGAAAAAGGGAAGAGAGGGCAAGAUUGAGAGUUUUAUUUCACGGCUAGAGAAAGGCGAUUUGGAUAUCCUUAACUACGAUUACGCCUCCGCUCCCACUUCAAUCAAGAGGCUGGUGGUCCCUAAAUCAUUGACAGAUCAGCUGGAAGACCGUGGUACUUCCGGCCUCAAGACUGACCCUGGUCCUGCCGCACCGUCAACUCAAGCUCCGACCACAAGUCAAGACGGCGAAAUAAAAGAAUCUACACUCCCACCAAAGCCAGACUCCGAGGUCACUACAGUUUCGGAGGUUGGCAAAGUCAAGACCGAAUCCGAUGCAGAUGUGAAAAAUGAGAUCACUUCGACCAACCCAGAUGCGGAGGGAGAAGAUUACGAAGAGCCGGAUGAUGAGUUCAGUGCAAGCAUGGCCGAAGCAUUGAAUGGUCCGAAUACAGGACUAGCGCCGUCCAGUGCGUUAGGAAGCCUUAUUGGUGAAAGCAUGAGAGGCAAAAUGGGCUCUGAUGAUAUCGUCAUCUUACCCCCUGCGGAUAAUCAGCUUUUCAUCAAAAGCAUCAGCCCCGAUAUCUCUCGUACAGAACUGGAAAACCAUUGCAAACAAGUGGAAGGGUUUGAUUACCUUGCCCUGUCAGAUCCCCACACCGGCAAGAAACUACAUCGGGUCGGGUGGGUGUCUUUUGUACCUGGUACUGACAUGAAAGCGGCUGAAAGCGCACUUGCAGAAUCAAAAAUCAAUAAUUUUACUCUACAUCUCAUGAGAACCGAACGUCCGGCGUUUCAGAAGCUACGUCUCUGUCCGGGAAUCAUGAACACACAUGAACGCAUUAUCAAGGAUUUAGGCCAGAUUCGCAAGCUUGCCGCUUGUUUUGAAGCCGAAUAUUUCGGAACUGGUUCGAAUCAGGAGAAAUGUGGUAGCACGGCCAUCGAAGCCAAAAUCAGCAAGAUGAAAGAUGAAACGGGGCAGAACCUCGAAUCAACAUCCAAGCAACCACCGGCAGAUACAGGCGGUGGUACCCCUACGCCCCAAGAUCCUGGACUUAAUCCUCAGGAUUCGGAUCUCAAACCGGAUCUACCUGAAGAGAAGAACGUGAUGCUCGACAAAAAGGCACUGGAUUUUUACAUAUACUAUCUCCGAACUGUAUUCAACUGUUGCUAUUAUUGUGUAUGCAUCUGUGAUUUCCAAGAAGAACUUUGUCGGAGAUGUCCCAAGCAUGUUCGGAAAGCUCCUUCCCGCCACCUUGAUGAUCACUCGACCACCGCCACCCCGCAAAGUCACAGAAGGAAUGCCAAUUCUCAAAAUUCGACCCAUCUCAAGUCCAACGAGAGCAAUUGGGCACGUACCCUAGACGACCGGGUUGCACUGAUCCUGACUCCAUCUGAAGUCGACCCUCGAGAGUUUGGUGGAGAAAGGAUUGAUGAUGAAAUACAUCGAUUGUGCCAGCCCUCAGAUAACCGACGAGGGUGCAGGGAAGUUCCGGUGUAAGAGCUGUAGCAAACUUUUCAAAGCAAUGAACUUUAUUGAGAAGCACAUCAUGUCUAAACAUGGUGAGGUGAUCAAUCAGG
Molecule: messenger RNA, 2642 nt
Organism: Puccinia graminis f. sp. tritici CRL 75-36-700-3
Lineage: Eukaryota; Fungi; Basidiomycota; Pucciniomycetes; Pucciniales; Pucciniaceae
Exons: 10
Coding region: 409-2562 (717 amino acids)
Biological process (GO): mRNA processing; primary miRNA processing
Cellular component (GO): nuclear body
Molecular function (GO): nucleic acid binding
Source: RefSeq, a predicted model, not a curated record